Molecule: messenger RNA, 1935 nt
Organism: Cuscuta campestris
Lineage: Eukaryota; Viridiplantae; Streptophyta; Magnoliopsida; Solanales; Convolvulaceae
Source: the annotation of a GenBank genome assembly
AGAUCUUUCUUCUUACUUUGGGCUAUGCCAAUCUCUUCCCCUAUACUCCCUAUACUAUCGAUCAGGCUCCCGGGGGCUUGUCGUUUUUGUUUAGAUAGUUCUCUUUCAAUUGCGCGUCAGAUGGAUUGCUUCCCCACCGUCGGCAGGUCCCGGCUCAUUCUCUCCGGGAAUACCACCCUGUUGGCUCACCGUAGGGUGUGACGAUUCGGAAUCCCCCCCAGCUGACUGAAUUGGGUAAUGAUGGAACCGACGGAACUGAGUCUGCAGGUAGGGGGACGGGACCGACCCGUAGGACCCCCCCUGAGGAGUAGAAGGUCCCACAUCUUGGUACCCAAAUAAACUUCACUUUCCUUUUUAAGAAGAGAAUGUGUGGCUCAAAAAUUUUCUCUCUUAUCAAAUUCUAACCACAUCUGGUUCACUUUUCAACACUUUUCUUAAACUUCCUGAAAGUCAAACGAAGAAGAUCUUUUAGCAACCAAACUACCUAGCUUAUUAACCUGAGGACCAUCUGCUGAUUUAUUAUUUUAGUUUUUGAACAACAUUUUGCUCUAAAUUUUAUUACCAACUAAACUACCUAGCUUAUUUUUCUUUUCUUCUAAAUUUUAAUUACUUGAGAGUACAGAAAGUGCUGCUUCUAUUGAAUUACAACCUAAAUAUUUUGGAAGAUUUGAAGCACCGGCUGAACAUGGAAGCACACAUAGUGAAGAGCUUGAUGACGUUUCAGUUGCUGAUUGUCGCCCUGCACUUGAUUACAACACUGUCCCUGCUGGUGCUGGGAUCUCAAAAUGGAAACUUAAAGGAAAAAGGAAUAAUCGGAAUGUUGUGAGGAGGUCUUUUGAUGCAUUUGAGGCAAAUCGUUUCAGGACAGCCAAUAAUAUGACUGGUAGAUCCACUUCAGGUAAGGGUAGUUGCGGUGGCAGAAGCAAAGUUACUUCAUUCCUUAAAACAUCUGAGGCGCCAGUUGAGCAGCUCAUAAUUAAUGGGUCAAAGUUGGUAGAUGUGGAUUUGAAAGUGCAAGUAAGUUACCAUAGGCAGAGAGUGCCUAUGAUUUCAUUAAUGAGUAAGGUAAAUAAUGGACAGGCAAUAGUUGGGCACCCUAUCCCAGUUGAAGCUCUUGACGAGAAUUGUGCUUUUGAAAGUUCCUUAGGUGUGGCUGAUGUUUCCCCUGAAAAUGAUAGCUCACUGCAACUUGUAUGGAGGACUGCCCGAAGGACAGCUGGUGUCCGAGUUCCACGGCCUAAUAUUAUUUUAUCAUCAGGAUUGGAUGGUACCAAAAUCACCAAACCCCUAGCUGCCACUGAUAGUUCUGGGCAGAAACCGAGAAUGACAAGGAAGAACAUUUCCCGCCUUCCUCGCACAGUGAAAACAUUAUCUAGAAAGACAUCUAAAAGAAUUAGUUUGUCUUGUAAUCAUCAUCAUCAUCAGAAGAAGAUAAGAACUCUUUCAUCCAUUUCCACACAACAGAAACAGAGUGAUCUGAAACAAAUAUUCCAAGCAAAUGGGUUGAUGAAAGAAGAUACUGUGCCCACUGGGAUUGCUUGUAUCCCAGUAAAGCUAGUAUUCAGCCGGUUAAAUGGAGGUUUCGCAGGUCUUCCUAAGUAAUGAAUUUCAGAGGAAAAUUCAGAUGAUCAUAAUUAUCAGCAAUUGUAACUUGUAACCAAUAAUGACUUUUGUAAACUCAAACUGCAACACCAACCAUCUACUGCUGGGUGUUUUUUAUCCAGGCAGUGUGGGCCAGAACCUGUGCGCAUCACUUGUGAACAGUGUGUUUGACACACAGACGGCAGGUUGCUGCUAGGUAUGUGAUCUAUAUACAUGAGCUAUCUCACUUGUACAUCGAUGGUAUCUAUAGAUUUGUUGUUAUAUUGGCUCAAAAACAGAUGCAUUUAUGCACAAAAUGGAUAUAGUAUUUGUGAUCUAUAGUUGGUAUUUGAU